Naegleria lovaniensis is the source of this 3912-nucleotide messenger RNA. RefSeq lists its product as uncharacterized. The transcript has 5 exons. NCBI's taxonomy places the organism in Eukaryota, Heterolobosea, Eutetramitea, Acrasida, Naegleriidae. The record is from RefSeq and is a predicted model, not a curated record. Gene Ontology annotation, molecular function: nuclear export signal receptor activity. Gene Ontology annotation, biological process: protein export from nucleus. Bases 1 to 3912 code for a protein of 1303 amino acids.
AUGGAACACUCUUCACCAAUGAUUGGAGGACCAUUCCAAGAGGGACCCAUCGAUCCUGCCACAGGAACUACCCUCUCUUUGGAAAAGCUUCAAUCCUUGUUGGAUUUAUAUUAUUCUGGAACUUUGUACAUUUCGACUCCAUCGGGAGGAAUGAAUCAACAAAAUCAACAGCAACAGACAAACAUUGAAACCAUGCUUCAGCGUUCUUUCGGUUCCGAUAGAGAUUGCUGGAAGAAAGGUAUUCUGUUGCUGCUGUCUUCAGCAUCAUCCACCAAUGCAUCAUCUUUACAACACGUUCAAUGGUUUGCCUUGACUUUAUUGGAAGAGAGUGUUCAUCAUGUAUCUUAUUGGCAAAAUCAAAUGACUAUUGAGGAGAGGCAACAAGUUGGAAAUGUUUUAAUGACAAACAUAUUACCAAAUUUUAGACACUUUGCGACACCCAUCUGGAGAAAAGCUUGUAAAGUUGUGGUCGAAAUUGCCAAAAUGGAAUGGCCACAAAGUUGGCCAAAUUUAUUACCACAAAUAUUUCAAAUUGGAAAUAAUUCGGAAACAGCUGUGGUUGCUCUAACAAUUUUACAAAUGUUGUCUGAAGAAAUUUCAAAUAUGAGUGGAGAGAGUAAACAAGAUAAAGAUGACAUUCCUGAAGAUAGAAAAGAAACUCUGUAUAAUUCAAUGUUACAAGUUGUUGACGACUUGUUAAAGUUUUUAGAAAGCAUUCUAUCCUCAUUAUAUCCAGGAUAUUAUGGAGCCAUGUUACAAGCUUUCAUUGAAAACAAUGCACAAUCAUUAGAACAAUUUUUCCAACAAUUUAAAUCCGUCUCUGAAAUUACCAUUUCUUCCUUGGAUUGUUUGACUCAUGUAUUGUCAUGGGUCAGUCCUAUUGAAAAGUAUUUAUUAGCACACUCUUCUCUCUUUUCAAACAUUGUGCAAUACUCCUCUCUCUACUUUAAUAUUCAUAAUUGUAACUCGUCAUUGGAAAAAGCAAAAGAGAACAUUGAAAGCGUAGUUUCAGAAAUCAGUAUUAAGGCCUUAAACUGUUUUAAUGAAAUCAUCUCCAAGCCAAUGAGAACUACAGGGUUAGGCCAACAAAAUGCUCAAUUAUUAGGAACACUCCUGAACACAAUGUAUGCCACCAUGCUUCAACUACUUCAAAAUUAUAUCAAUUUGUUCAACAUUAACGACACUUCAAAAAAGGAAGAUUUAGUUGAAAAAUUUUCACAAGGGCAACAUGAAGAAUUUGUUCAUAAAAUGAAUCUCAUUCUGCAAGGCUUUUCAGAGAAUCAUCUUUCUAGAAUUUUAUUAUGUGAAAGUCCAGAGAACGUUUCUUCAGAUCUUGCCUGGCUUGGACUCAACUUUCCAGUCACCACAUUUAUUGAAAUUCUCUUCUCGUACACUACAUUGCAAUUUACAACUGAUAACUAUCAAACAGCAAUCACGAUUUGGAACCAAUUCAUAGAUUCAAUGAUGAACUCUUUUGAUGAUAUGGCAGCAUUUGCACAUUUCGAUUUUUUCAAAAGAGCUCUACUAAGUUUGGUUGAUGAUGUGUUAAGAAGAACCAAUUUUAGAGACAUGAAAAAUUAUUUUAACACCAAACUCUCUGCAAAUGUUGACCUUGAAUAUUUAAACGAAUUGGAUGAUGAAAAGAAAGAUGUUCAUAACGCCACAGAGCUUGACAAUUAUUUGGAAAUUUGCAUUGACGUGGUUGGAAAUAUUGCUGAGAUUUUUCCAAAUGAAACGGUCCAGUUGGUCAUUGAAAAGUUCAACAUGUUAGUUGAUGUUGAGUUUUCUCAAAAUUUAUUUGGAAAGCUAUUUCUAUCCAAAAUUCAACAGCAACAACUUCUCAGCUCCGAAGAAGUUGAUUACACGAAAACAGUUUGCAAGGAUGUUCGAUCUUUAAUAAUUACCCUCACUCGACUAUCCAACGUAUUGGUUUGUCACUUUGAGACCAUGUUUUCCAUUGCCACUACUGUCAUUUCCAAAGUACUAACCAUUCAAAACAUGGCUAUUCGCAAUAUUUUCUCAGACAAUAAUUCUCAAAUUGCUCUCUUGUUGAGGAGUUCCCAUCCUCACUCGAGCACUCUUGGAUUAUUCAGAUUAACCGGUGAAACAUUUUCAUUCCUGCAACAAUACACAAGAUGGAUCUCUUUAUUUGGAUCGAAUAUUUCCCAAGGUAUUCUGGAUGCAUUUACAAAACAAAAUUCAGCCAAUAACGUACCAGCUGAUCUUGCUGAGAUGCAAUCUCAAUAUGGGGCGUUGGUCACAAGCAUUAUCGAGAAUAUUAUACAGUCCUUAAUUAUAUCGAGCUCAGCUACGGAUUUCACCAUUCCGUACGAGAUUGUGUCCUCUUCGGUAAACCUCUUGCUCUUUAUGACGUCUGCACUUUCACAAUUAGAUUACACACUUCAAACACCACCAUCUUGGAACGCUAUUGCCUACAAACAUGUUACUUCUACUUCCAUUGAAGAGAUUAAAUCCUUCAAUGAAAUUAUUAUUCCAAAUAUGCAUUCAAUGCUCUCCUCUCUAUCUGCACGUUAUCCGCCAUUAUUGGAAAACGCAGAAAGUAUACUCUCAAAACUAUAUGUCUCCGUGUCCGUGAGCAUUUUGAACAGAAUAAGAAUAAUUCCAUUGACUGUGGAAAAUAUGGAUACUAAAAAAGCCCAAACUGUUGUGUAUGAGAUGUAUAAUAAUGUAUUGGGAUCACAGCUCAUCACUCCAUUCGAACAAGCAAUUCAAAUGCUCAACACUCAACAUAGCAGCGAUUUGGUUCAAUUCAUUUCUCUAUUAUUCAAAAUUUCUCAAAGCGUUUUGAGAAAUAUCAAACAUCAACUUAAACAAUGCAAACAAGUUGGCUUUGAGGUAAUGAAGAAGGUAACCGCUCCCGAUCUCAUUGUAAAUUUGAUGAAUUUUACGCUCAAUCAUAGCUCUGAUAAGGCAUACCUUGCACUCUUGGAAAUAAUUAUUGAUUUACAAAUUAACUUGUUUGAUGAUUGGAAGGCAGAAGUUGGCCACGAUUAUGUAAACGGAAUUAUCAACACAUUCAUGGAUAUUCUGACCAGAUCUUCUUCUGUGAGCGUUUUCAUGAAAGAACCUAUUGGUAGAAAUGUGUUGAUUCAAUUUUUAAAACUGUUAAAAGCACUUGUGUCUGAUGGUUCAGGAAAAUAUGCAGGCAAUAUUGCAAAAAUUAUUUAUAUUAGCAGAACUUUAAUUUAUCCUGAAUUGAAAAAUGUUGGAGAAGGAAAAUUAUCUGGCAACGUUGGCGCCAUUGAAGUGUUGCCCUAUUAUUAUGACAUGCUGUUUGGAAUUCUUCACUACAAUUGGAAGCAUUUCUUUUCAGCACAAAUGGUCAAUAAUGCGUUCCAGGAAAUGCAAUGUACCAGUAAUGAGGCGUUUGAAGAAUUUUGUUUCAUUAUGGAAUGCUUUUUGAAUUCCUUCUUUUCUACUGAUAUUACUAUUUUCAAGACCAAUUUGGCCCAUUUGGAAAGCUUGAACGAUCAUCACAAAUUCUAUGAAAGACCAAUUUUCAAGCAGCGUAUCCCAAAUUUUGGCAACCAUUCGAUCAUGGAUAGUUUUAUGAAUGCCUUUUUGAAUAUUCUUAUUGCCAAAAGUCACAACUUGUACAAGAAUGACUUGUUGCUCACUAUUUUUAAUAUGGUCAAUGCAGGAAAUUGGAACCAUUUUGCAAAUUAUAUUCAAGAAUUUUUGAGUAGUGACAACAAGUUGGUUCAAAAAUUGACCAAUGAACAAAAACAACAGUUACUUGUGAGAUUGGUGAUGAAGCCAGAUUCGUACGAUGAACAUGAUUGGAAAUCAUUUCAAAACUUUUCGAGAAGACUUUCACAAUUUACGAAUGACCUUUCAUAUAGUGUGAAACAAAAUACUCGAUCUGGAUUAUCAUUCUUGACCAUGGUGUGA